Messenger RNA from Nicotiana tabacum (common tobacco), 1116 nucleotides. RefSeq lists its product as uncharacterized. NCBI's taxonomy places the organism in Eukaryota, Viridiplantae, Streptophyta, Magnoliopsida, Solanales, Solanaceae. Gene Ontology annotation, biological process: regulation of DNA-templated transcription. Gene Ontology annotation, molecular function: double-stranded DNA binding. The record is from RefSeq and is a predicted model, not a curated record.
AUGUCCGGAUUUCGAAACAAUGGUGUUAUGCAUCUCCUCUACAUUUAUCGCUUCAGAUUUCAUGCAUUUUACUCAACAGCUGCGGCAGAUUCUCACACCAAGCAUUUGGUGGAAACACUGGUGAACUCACUUGGGUUCUCUACAGAAGAAGCCAUAUCUACAAGCGUUAAGGUAAGUCGCUUGAGACCCAGAAAAUAUAAGCCUCUAUUAGUCUUUAAUUUCUUCGAAAAAUCUGGUUUAGAUAAAACCCACAUCAAAAAACUUGUUUCUUCAGUCCCUGCAUUGAUGCUAUGUGAUGUAAAUAAACACCUUAAACCCAAAAUUGAAGUACUUCAAGAACUUGGCUUUUCCGUGUCGGAUCUUGUCCAAAUUAUUUCCAACAGUGGGAAAUUCUUCACCACAAGGGUAGACUGUUAUACCAGACCAAAUGUUGAUUAUCUUCGGAAACUAUUGGGUAAUGAUGAUUCUGUAGUUAAAAUCAUUAAGAGAAAUCAUAUGGUGCUUGCUUAUGCUCUUCAUGAAGUAAUGCCACCCAAUAUAUCGUUCCUGCAAAAUAUUGGGUUAUCAUGUGUGGAUAUAGAGAAGCUUAUGUUUUGGAAUCCUGUGCUUUUAGUUCAAAAAACUGAGUGGCUCGAAGACGUAGUGAGUCGAGUAGAAAAAAAAUAUCACAUUUCUCGGGGUUGCCCCAUGUUUCUCUAUGGAAUUUAUGCACUUGCAUCUCUCAAAGAAUCGACUUUGGAAAAGAAAUUUGGAAUUUUCAGGAGUUUUGGGUGGUCUGACUCGGACAUUUUUACAUUGGUUCAAAAACAUCCUGCCUGUUUCAGCAAAUCAGAAGACAAGCUCAAAAAUGCGUUAAGUUUUUUUAUGAAGGAACUCGGAUAUGAAUCUAAUUACCUGGUUUCUCACCCCACGUUUUUUACUUAUAGCUUGGAGAAAAGGAUUAUGCUUAGACAUAACAUUUUGAAGCUAGUCAGCCAGAAGAAGCUAACAAAUUGUAGUCGGAGCCUCUACACUGUUGUGCUAUGGUCUGAGUUGAAGUUCUUAGAGAGUUAUGUGCUUCCUUUUAAGGAUGAGAUGCCUGAGGUGUAUGAUUUAUACGUCAAAUGUAGAAGCUAA